GCUGAGUUCCCAGCUCAACUUCAGCCAUGAAGAUUCUGUACCUUCUCUUUGCUGUCUUUUUCCUGCUGCUGCAAAGCUCUCCAGGAUUCACCCAGGGCAUCAAUACCCCCCGUGCUUGUCGUCGUGCUGGGGGCUUCUGCCGCCGCGGUAGAUGUCCCCCCAAUUUCAGACGAAUCGGAAGUUGUGGUUUUGGGCAGAGUUGCUGUAGAAGAAGAUGG
This is a messenger RNA of Chrysemys picta bellii (western painted turtle), 218 nucleotides long. NCBI's taxonomy places the organism in Eukaryota, Metazoa, Chordata, Testudines, Emydidae. The record is from RefSeq and is a predicted model, not a curated record.